Molecule: messenger RNA, 1275 nt
Organism: Fonsecaea erecta
Lineage: Eukaryota; Fungi; Ascomycota; Eurotiomycetes; Chaetothyriales; Herpotrichiellaceae
Exons: 1
Coding region: 1-1275 (424 amino acids)
Molecular function (GO): protein binding
Source: RefSeq, a predicted model, not a curated record
AUGUAUCUGGCUUUCGGGCUAGCAACUUCGAAGGACAUUCACUCUUGGGAGUCGGCUGCGGUCGAAAAGCUCCAUCUCCAGAAGUACAUUCGAGAAUGGUGCGGACUUUUUGUUUUCAUUGAGCGGUCCAAUAUCUACCUUGCCCACCAGACUGCGAAGGAGUUCCUAAUUCGGGAGUCAGAGAUGGUAUGCGGCGUCUGGAAACACUCACUGAUUCCCGCAGACACUGCAACAGUCAUGGUGCAAAUGUGUGUCCGUGCCAUAUGUUGGCCGCUGGGAAUAUACCAUCAGCUUUUCUUCGACAAAAAUCCGGGCCACCAGUUCGUGGAAGACACAUCGACAUUGGUGGCGUAUGCUCAAGAUUCUUUGCUCUUCCAUCUGACAGAGACAAAGAUGGAUAGACUUGAUCUCUUGCACGACGCACUCUGCCUCGUGCGGGAUCAACUUCAAGCAGGAGCUCUCCUACCAGAACAAUUAAAAACCGGAUCGCUGGGCCAUCACUUUCUGCUACUGAGGAGGAUGACUCUUUUGUUGGCGCAGGUUGCAGACCUCUUCUAUUGUAAGAAGCCGUCCAGAUGGAUCCUUCAUUGCGCUGCUGUACUAGUGGACAUUAUAAGAAAAUUAGUCGACCUUGAUGUUGAGGGUUCCUACGCAACAUAUAGCUGGUGUGAGGCGCUAGUGUUUUCGGCGGAACAGGGUUCUGAGCAGAUCCUGAGAAUUCUUCUCUGUGCUGGUGAGAAAUUCAAGUUGAAGGAGAGGGAUCUUUACAACGCACUGCUCGCUGCGGUCAAGCGUGGUCAUACACAUGUCGUUCGAAUCCUACUCGAUGCCGGUGCCGAUGUCAACCGGGGCAAUGAAAACGUGCUACGGGCCGCCAUUGACCACGGUCAUGGGGAUGUCGUAUUGCUCCUGCUUAGGGCUGACUUAAAUAACUGCGGAAAAGGAAAUGGAUUCGAAGGGGCCCUAGUGGACAACCAAUCGCCCGAGGUGGAAAGACUGCUCAAAUUGAAGGUGCAAGUUCUGACACACGACCUCCAUGAUGGCUUCUGGCUGGAUCUAUCUUCAGACGUGGACGAGGUCAAACGGAUUAUCAGCAUCCUAAAUUUGCCGUACCUGACGUGGCAUACUGACACGCUCGCUGACUUCCGGUGUCCAAAUCGCGAGGUCAAGAAAUACAGCCGACUGGGGUUUCUGCGACGGCAGAAGAAAAAGGAAAGACGUGCAAGGAUUCAGUCGUUGAUACCAAAAACCGUGCACGAGGUCAGGGAUGGUUGA